AUGAGCGGCGCGCAGAUCGCGUUCGACGACGUCCCGUGGCCGCGCUCGGGCGCGUGGCUCCUCCGCCAAUCGCUCGCGAACGCGGGCGACGACCGCGACGUGACCAAGCGCGCGCAUCGCGCGUUUUUCGUGCGUUGGCAUCCGGAUAAGUUCAUCCAACGCUUCGGUCGGGCGUUGGUCGAGAGAGAUCGCGAUCGAAUCAUCGCUCGCGCGUCGGCGACGUUUCGCUCCGCGCUCGCCGCGCGGUGA
Molecule: messenger RNA, 249 nt
Organism: Ostreococcus lucimarinus CCE9901
Lineage: Eukaryota; Viridiplantae; Chlorophyta; Mamiellophyceae; Mamiellales; Bathycoccaceae
Exons: 1
Coding region: 1-249 (82 amino acids)
Biological process (GO): canonical NF-kappaB signal transduction
Source: RefSeq, a predicted model, not a curated record